Vombatus ursinus (common wombat) is the source of this 2010-nucleotide messenger RNA. RefSeq names its product UTP6 small subunit processome component (gene UTP6). Gene Ontology annotation, cellular component: Pwp2p-containing subcomplex of 90S preribosome; small-subunit processome. Gene Ontology annotation, molecular function: protein binding; snoRNA binding. NCBI's taxonomy places the organism in Eukaryota, Metazoa, Chordata, Mammalia, Diprotodontia, Vombatidae. Gene Ontology annotation, biological process: maturation of SSU-rRNA from tricistronic rRNA transcript (SSU-rRNA, 5.8S rRNA, LSU-rRNA). Bases 79 to 1872 code for a protein of 597 amino acids. The transcript is spliced from 19 exons. The record is from RefSeq and is a predicted model, not a curated record.
GAAGAUUUCCGGAAGAGGGUCUGCGCAUGCGCUCCGGUGCCGGUGCAGCUUUAUUCCGUUCAUCCGGGAGCCGAGACCAUGGCGGAGAUCAUUGAGCAGCAUAUAGAGGACCGACUCCCGGAGCUGCUACAGCUGGAGCGGGUCGGGCUUUUCACGCGCAAGGAGAUUAAGUCUGUCAUUAAGAAGGCCUCAGCACUAGAAUACAAAGUACAAAGAAGAGCUCUUUUUAAGGAAGACUUUAUCAAUUAUAUCCAAUAUGAAAUCAAUCUUCUGGAACUGAUCAAGAAGAGAAGAGCACGAACCAGAUACGUAUUUAAGAAGGAGGAGAUCGAGUUUUCGAUUGUGCACAGAAUACAGAACCUCUUCCGUCGAGCCACGGCCAAGUGGAAGGAAGAUGUUCAGCUCUGGCUUUCUCACAUAGCCUUUUGUAAGAAAUGGAAUAACAAAACCCAAAUUAGUAAAAUAUUCUCUUCCUUGUUGGCCAUUCAUCCAAACAAACCAGCCUUGUGGAUCAUGGCGGCCAAAUGGGAGAUGGAGGAUUGCCUGUCUUCAGAAAGCGCCAGGCAUCUCUUUCUGCGGGCGCUGCGUUUCCACCCAGAGUCUCCCAAACUUUAUCAAGAGUAUUUUAGGAUGGAGCUAAUGCAUGCUGAGAAGCAGAGGAAAGAGAAGCAGGAAUUUGAACAAGCAAAAAUGGAUUUGGAUGAACUCGAUUUUCCAGAAGAAAUCCUAAAUGGUGGCUUGGCACGGAUUGUUUAUAAAGAAGCUGUGAGUAAGAUCAAAGGUGCUGAAUUUCAUCUCUCACUACUCUCAAUUGCAAAGUUAUUCACUUUUGCUCGAGAUCUUCAGCAGGAGAUGUAUGACCACCUGCAGGUUCUGCAUGCCGGGGAUCCCCUCACCUGGGAUUUUGUGGCGCGUCGAGAGCUGGAGCUGGAGUCCCAGCUGCCUGGAGAACUCGCGUCCAAACAAAGGAAAGCCGAGGAGGUGGCCCGCAGGGAGGAGCGCUGCUGUGCCGUCUACGAGGAGGCCGUGAGCUCUCUGGCCACAGAGGCCAUGUGGAAGUGUUACGUCACCUUCUGCUUGGAGCGAUUUAACAGGAAAACGAAUAACAAGAAGCUGAGAGAGAAGAGGCAGGAGCGGGCCAUGGAUGUGUUCAAGAGGGCGCAUGAAGCCAGGCUGCUGUCUGAAGACCUGUACCAGCAGUGGCUUGAAUUGUUGCUGGGCCUGGGCCUCACUGAGGUUGCUCUGGGAGCGGCCCUGGCCAUGACGGACUGCUGCCCAGACUCGGCCGCCAGGUGGCAGCUGCAGCUGCAGGUGCUGAUCAGGUUGGAGAGCAGCGAGGUUGAUGAGCGUUUUGAGGCAGCCAUUCAGCACCUGAGGGCCAAGGAUUGUUUGCCGUUGUGGAGUUUGUGGGUGGAGUGGAGCGAAGGGGCCCACAGUGAAGCAGACACAGAAGCCCUCUUCCAGAAAUCUCUCCUUGCUACUGUCCCUGCUGACUCUGUGAUCAUGAAAGAGAAAUACCUCGACUGGGCUUACCGGACCGGUGGCCACAAGAAGGCAAAAAAAGUCUUUAUCAGUUUACGUGAAAACCGCCCAUUUUCAGUUCAGUUCUUCAAGAGGAUGAUCCAGAUUGAAAAGGAGCAGGAAACCUGCAAGAUGUUGAACUUAAGAGAAUACUAUGAGAGAGCCUUGAGAGAGUUUGGUUCUGUGAAUUCAGACCUGUGGUUGGAUUACAUCAAGGAAGAGUUGAACCACCCUUGCGGCAAACCAGAGAACUGUGGGCAGAUCCAUUGGAGAGCCAUGAAGAUGCUGCAGGGAGAGCUGGUGGAGGAGUUUGUGGCCAAAUACACUUUACUCCAGAUUGGCCAGUUAUAGGAAGAGCCAGCAGCUGGACUUGUGGACUCAUUUAUAAACCCCUGUGGUAGAUUUACAUUCUCGGUAGAUCUAUCAUUUGUACAGAGAUGUCUGCCUUUGAUUUACAGUAAAUAUCGAACUCUGCUGUCUGACUUCUAA